Messenger RNA from Ooceraea biroi (clonal raider ant), 715 nucleotides. RefSeq lists its product as uncharacterized. The record is from RefSeq and is a predicted model, not a curated record. Lineage: Eukaryota; Metazoa; Arthropoda; Insecta; Hymenoptera; Formicidae.
GAAGAGAAAUUGAGGAAGAGGGGGAAGGGUGGAAUAGAGAUAAGAGGAAAGAAACUAUAUUCGCUGCAAUAUGCAGAUGACUUAGUGUUGAUGGCGAAGGAGGAAGGGGAAAUGAGUUUGAUGAUUAAGGAAUUUAGGGAGUAUAUAAGGGAGAAAGGGUUGGAGGUGAAUAGGGAAAAAACGAAAAUAGUGAGAUUUGGGAAAAGAAGAGCGAAAAGAAGAACAUGGAAAUGGGGGGAGGGAGAAGUGGAAGAGCUAGAGGAAAUAAAAUACCUAGGUUAUGUGUUUAGAAGAAAUGGAAGGCAGGAAAGGCAGAUAGAGGAUAGAAUAAGGAAGGCAGGAGGAGUUAUGAGAAAUGUAUGGGGAAUAGGGAAGAGGUAUUUCGGAAAUGACUAUAAGAGAAAGAGAUGGUUAUUUGAUACACUAGUGUGGAUGGUGAUAGGAUACGGAGUAGAGGUGUGGGGAUGGGGGGAGGGAAGAAAAGUAGAGGCAAUGUAGGAGAAAUAUAUAAAAUGGAUAUUGGGGGUGGAUUGGAUUACGCCGGGAUAUAUGGUAAGGGAGGAAGUGAAAAGGGAGAAAUUGAGGAUGAGGUGUGCAAGAAGAGCGUGGAAAUUUGAAGAGAGAUUGAGGGAAGGGAGGGGAAGUGAGUGGGCAAGGGAAAUGUUUAAAAGAGAUAGAAGCAAGGGGAAGGGAGAUCAAAGAUAUAUCGAGUUGG